AGAAAAAGCUAACACAGGGGAAGGUUGGGAAGGAACAAAUCCCAUUUGGGGAAAAAGCAAACUUAAUUCCCUCAAAUUUAGAAAAGGGGAAUUAUGGGAAUUGAAAUUCGACCCGCCAACAGUGACAGUGAAAUUGGUAGUGCGCCGGUGGUAGUUGGACUUCAACCAUUUGCGCUAGUUGACCAUAUAGCUAAGGUUGAUUGGUCUCUUCUCUCCCAAAUUCCCGGCGAACGUGGUGGCUCCUUCCCUGUUGCAGUUGAUGAGUUGAAGCAUAUACUCAACGAGCUUAAUUCCCAUAUCCUUCCUUCUACUGAUGAUGAAUCUCCAUUGAAGACCAUAGCUGGGGGCAGUGUUGCAAAUACAAUUAGAGGGUUGGCUGCUGGCUUUGGGAUUAGUUGUGGAAUCAUUGGGGCUUGUGGCAAUGAUGAAGAAGGUAAAUUAUUCAUGAGCAACAUGGGCUUUUACAAAGUGGAUAUCUCAAGAUUGAGAUUAAAGAAUGGAACUACAGCUCAGUGUGUUUGUCUGGUUGAUGAAAUUGGCAAUCGUACAAUGCGUCCCUGUCUCUCUAGCUCUGUGAAAGUUCAGGCAGAUGAACUGAAAAGAGAGGACUUCAAAGGUUCCAAGUGGUUGGUGCUGAGAUAUGCCAUACUGAAUAUAGAAGUUAUUAAGGCAGCCAUCAAAAUUGCAAAGGAAGAAGGCCUUUUUGUAUCGCUUGAUCUAGCCAGCUUUGAGAUGGUGAGGAAGUUUAAAUUACCUCUAAUUGAAUUACUGGAGUCAGGGAACAUAGACCUUUGCUUUGCAAAUGAGGAUGAAGCAACUGAGCUGCUAAGAGGUGAAGACAAUGCAGAUCCUGAGGCAGCACUUGAAUUUCUGGCUAAACAUUGCAAGUGGGCUGUUGUAACCUUAGCACAAAAUGGGUGCAUGGCAAAACAUGGGAAAGAGUUAGUCCGUGUUCCAGCAAUUGGCGAGGCAAAAGUAACAGAUGCUACAGGUGCAGGAGAUCUGUUUGCAAGUGGGUUUUUGUAUGGAUUGGUACGAGGGCUGCCACUGGAGGAAUGUUGCCGGGUUGGUUCUUGCAGCGGUGGGUCUGUGAUUCGAUCUCUUGGGGGUGAGGUGACUCCUGAAAACUGGCAAUGGAUGUACAAACAAAUGCAGACAAAGGGAAUCUCCAUUCCAGAGCCAAGCAAAUGCUUGUUGUGAGUCUUGUGAUAUAUAAGAGUGAUUUUGUUCUAUCGUUACGAGGUUUCUUCUCCCUCCAGCCGAAACCUCUCCUCCCUUCCCCCCUCCCACUCAAAAGAAAAAGGACAAAGGAAAAAAGAGCAGCACUGUGUUUUUUAAGUGCCUACUCCUGCUAUUUGACUUUUCAAGAAGAAAUGUUGAACGAGGUUCCUAUUAUUGAAUCCAGAUGUCCAAUUUAAUUCAAAUAUCGUGAUGCAGUUUUAUGUACACUGCCUUGAAACUUGCCAUAGAGCAGAGAAUCAAAGCUUCUAUCCCUUCGUCCUGCUUCUCUGAGUUGUAGCUCGAUGAACUUGAUUGAACCUAGUUUGUACAAUCCACGACCAGAACAUGCAUCUUCCUUUUUAUAACGAGCUAUUAGAAAUGA
Messenger RNA from Nicotiana tabacum (common tobacco), 1603 nucleotides. RefSeq lists its product as uncharacterized. Lineage: Eukaryota; Viridiplantae; Streptophyta; Magnoliopsida; Solanales; Solanaceae. The record is from RefSeq and is a predicted model, not a curated record.